AUGGCAACUUCAUCACCCUUAUCAGAUCUUCCACCCUCCUCGACUUCACAGCCUAAUCGACUUGUUGGCUCUGUGCCAAGACCAGUCAAGGAGAUCCCCCACGAGCUCGUUCAAAGCCUCCAUGCCUAUUACGAGGAAGACCUGAAUGCCCAAGGUUUCGACUUCGUCCGUGCCAUAACAGCAAACAGCGUGUCACCCACUAACAGUCUCGCUCCCGUCUUAAUACCACCAGCCUCACAUAUCGCUCUAGCAGCGACCUUAUCCAUACAUCCAAAUACCACGACCCGCACAGAAGAUCCCGCCAAGUUAGCACAAUCAAAGGCUGCCUUUGAGCUACUGAGACUUUUACAACGUAUCGCGGCCUACAAUAUCCCUUGGCAGCGUGCCUUUCGCUAUCGCAAAUACGAGAAUUUCUUCCACGUCAGUCCAAAGACUAAGCGGGAUGUCUACGCUCACAUUGACACCAAAAACAAAUACACCGAAGCCAACAGCUUAUUCAACCGAGCCAAUGAUUUCUGGGCGGUGGUUGGCUGGGCGUUCAACUGCGCUUGCCUCACAGAAGUGUACGCGUCCAGAUGGGCAUUUUAUGAACCCUUCUUGAACCUCAUGCUGGACAUACUCGAAUCGGACUUCCAGCACCGUGCACAGGAAGACACACUCGACGACAGUCUACUAUGGUCGUAUAUCGAACUCGGCAGCGGCGGGUCUGGUCGAUCGAGACGCAUCAUUCGUGCUAUCUUCGCUGAUGGGACCACAAGAUAUCUGAACGAGUUCGCAUCGAUUUUCAACAAGGAGCUCAGACCACCUGCGAAGACGAAAGAGGAAAGGCCUGUCAAAAGAGAAGCCGACUUCGACAACGAUGAGUUCGGAGAAUACUUCGAUCCGUCCUCCGACAAUGUAUCCGAGGAGGAGGCUGACACGCGACCCAGUAAGCGCCAACGUAGCACACGGAGAUCACAGCCCUCCUCGAAAGCCAGCAACGAAAGCUUGAACGACGCCCACAGCACCGACGACGCCGCCGCCGCCGGUCAAAGCCCAGCUCUAGGAUCACCAGAAACACUGCGCCUCCGGGCCCGCCUAAUCCGCCUCCUCGCCGAAGUCGUCAAUCAUCCCAGCCUCUUCGCCCAUUCGCCCACGACGUUCGUCGACCGAGACGAGCUGUACACGCUCUUCGUCGAAUUCAUCAAGCCUUUGCCCCUGCCCAUCUUCCAAGAAUUCAUCCUGCCCAACACGCACACUGGCCGCGCCUUCGACGCUGUCACGCACACCCGCCUCUGCGAAGCCGUCCUGCAGCGCACGCUCGAGAGUAGAGCUCCCGCAAUGCCGGACGACGGCGUGCCCACGGCCGAGCGGCUGAUUCAAUGCUGCCUACCCUACGCGGCCAGCGGCUCUGGUGUCGAGGCGCAGGCCAAGGUGGCGCUGAUGAUCGAGGCCAUGACGAGGAAGGCGUACGAGGAGCGGAUGCUGAGCGGCGAGAACGGCGCGGAUGUGGAGGUGUUGCGCUGGGCGACGGAGGAGGGUGUCAGGAAGAGGGAGGACUGUGCCAAGGAGGCCAUGGGGACGCGGAAGAAGGGGAAGAGGGGCAGUGGGAAUGAUGAUGAUGCUGCGUGGACAGCGUUGAGGGAGAGUGGGCAGAGGCUGAGGGCGCUGAUUCAGAGAAUCCAGUAA
Messenger RNA from Cyphellophora europaea CBS 101466, 1668 nucleotides. RefSeq lists its product as uncharacterized. The transcript has a single exon. NCBI's taxonomy places the organism in Eukaryota, Fungi, Ascomycota, Eurotiomycetes, Chaetothyriales, Cyphellophoraceae. Bases 1 to 1668 code for a protein of 555 amino acids. The record is from RefSeq and is a predicted model, not a curated record.